Molecule: messenger RNA, 1191 nt
Organism: Oncorhynchus nerka (sockeye salmon)
Lineage: Eukaryota; Metazoa; Chordata; Actinopteri; Salmoniformes; Salmonidae
Product: inner nuclear membrane protein Man1-like
Exons: 6
Coding region: 30-785 (251 amino acids)
Biological process (GO): negative regulation of BMP signaling pathway; nuclear envelope organization
Molecular function (GO): chromatin DNA binding
Source: RefSeq, a predicted model, not a curated record
GGAGGAGAGAGGAAGAGGAGACCAGGCCCAUGUAUGACAUGGUGGAGAGAAUCAUAGGUGUUCUGAGGAUCCACAACGCGUCCUGUCAGGAGAACAAUGACCUCCAGCCCUACCUGCCCAUCCCUCACGUCAGAGACUCCCUGGUUCAGCCCCAGGACAGAAAGAAGCUGAAGAAGGUCUGGGACCGGGCUGUGACCUUCCUCUCAGCCAAUGAGAGCCGUAUCAGGACAGAGUCUCAGCGGAUUGGCGGAGCCGACUUCCUGGUGUGGAGGUGGCUCCAGCCCUCUCUGAGCUGCGACCAGAUCUCACUCAUCCCCUCCAAAGUCUGGCAGGGCAAAGCGUUCCCUCUGGACAGGAGGAACUCUCCCCCCAACAGUUUAACACCGUGUCUGAAGAUCAGAAACAUGUUUGAUCCAGUCAUGGAGGUUGGUGAAAACUGGCAUCUGGCCAUCCACGAGGCCAUCUUGGAGAAGUGUUGUGACAACGACGGCAUCGUCCACAUCGCUGUCGACAAGAACUCCAGAGAGGGAUGUGUCUAUGUGAAGUGUCUGUCAGCAGAACACUCAGGGAAAGCCUUCAAGGCGCUACAUGGCUCCUGGUUCGAUGGUAAGCUGGUGACGGUGAAGUACCUGCGUCUGGACCGUUACCACCAGCGUUUCCCUCAGGCCCAGGGCUGUACCACCUCCCUGAAGCCCUCGAACACCUACAUGAACACCAUGUCCAGACUACGUCACCACACCAGCCCUGACAGCAGCUCUAACACGAACUCUCUAGGCUUCUCCUGAGGGGGGGGGGGCAGAUUACCCCAGCCUCCUCUCUCCCUCAACCCCACCACACCAGCCCUGACACUAACUCUCUAGGCUUCUCCUGAGGGAGGGGGGGGGUUAGAUUACCCCAGCCUCCCCUCUCCCUCAACCCCACCACAGCAGCUCUAACACGAACUCUCUAGGCUUCUCCUGAGGGGGGGCAGAUUACCCCAGCGUCCUCUCUCCCUGAACCCCACAGAUACCACCACACCAGCCCUGACAGGUCUGGGUUGAACCGUCUGUCUCGACUCACAGGGCUGGGUUGAACUGUCUGUCUCAACUCACAGGGCUGGGUGGAACCGUCUGUCUCAACUCACAGGGCUGGGUGGAACCGUCUGUCUCAACUCACAGGGCUGGGUGGAACCGUCUGUCUCGACUCACAGGG